Desarmillaria tabescens is the source of this 1131-nucleotide messenger RNA. RefSeq lists its product as uncharacterized. The transcript is spliced from 2 exons. The record is from RefSeq and is a predicted model, not a curated record. The coding region runs from base 1 to 1131 and encodes 376 amino acids. Lineage: Eukaryota; Fungi; Basidiomycota; Agaricomycetes; Agaricales; Physalacriaceae.
AUGUAUCCGCAAGAAUUGAUUGACGAGAUACUCGACAACCUACACGACUCGCCCUCUGCGCUAAAAGCAUGCUCCCUCGUCUCUCACCAAUUCUACCCCCGCACACGUGACCAUCUUUUCAGCUUCGUCGAUUGUCCGACCUACCCAGAUGAAGCACGAAUCUUUGACAUCGCGCGCGACUCACCCGAGCUGCUCCAGUGCAUCAAACACGUCCAGUUCCAAUGCCUCAAUUUUUUCUUACCCCCAUACCGGACAGCCACUUUCGAGGUCUUGCACUCACUUCCAUCCCCGAUGACACUGUCCCUCCGGAACGACGGCGCCCGGGUCAAUUUCUUGACGGAAGAAUGUGAAUGGUGGCAAAUUUUGCCUGGGCUCAUAUCCUCAGCUCCGUAUCUCGCCGUCACCAGACUCGAGUUCAAACGUCCCCGAUGGAGCACUUUCCUAGAGUUCCACCACAUCGUUCUCUCUUUUCCCAAUGUGACGGAGUUGUACAUAUCAGACUUGACGGAGUUGUAUGAGCCCGACGACCCCGCUAUGCCAGUAUCUCCUGCUCCUCGCAUCAAGAUUCUGCAUGUGGACAGCUUUGGCCCAAUCUCCGCAUUCUGGGAAGGUUUGCAUUCGUAUCGGUCUGUGUACCUUGAUCACCUGGAGGAGUUCUAUACUAUAAGCGACUUCCCGAAAGACCCUGGUGCAAUUGUCCAAGCUGCAAAUUCGGUAUCAAAGGGUCUAAAAGUUUUGGAGAUCACUUUCUGGGACAAUGCCUCCCUUCUUCGCUUGAACGCUACUACCGAUCUACGCCUCGGUGGUGAUCUGAACAACAACAUGCUACCAUUCAUCAACUGGUGGAUCGAGUGCUUCCAAGUAGUUGAGAAGGAGUCUAUCGUUAUGGACCGACUGACCAUCAGGAUGGUAGGCAAGGGACCUCCUGUCACCCCCGGACAACUCGAGCCAAUAAAGAGAGCGUUCGAGGAGUUGAGCGACCUUCUCUCAAGGCUCGUCCGGAACGUGGACCUGGUAUUCCAGUUAAAGGAUUACGAGGCUCACCCGGAUCUGUCCACGGAUUGUUUGAGAGGCGCCAUCAUAGAUGCGUGCAAGGUGCUGGGGAAGACAAACUCGAGGAUUUUGAUAUGA